Messenger RNA from Microtus oregoni (creeping vole), 3020 nucleotides. RefSeq names its product hes family bHLH transcription factor 2 (gene Hes2). Gene Ontology annotation, biological process: anterior/posterior pattern specification; regulation of neurogenesis; regulation of transcription by RNA polymerase II. The transcript has 4 exons. Gene Ontology annotation, molecular function: DNA-binding transcription factor activity, RNA polymerase II-specific; RNA polymerase II cis-regulatory region sequence-specific DNA binding; protein dimerization activity. The record is from RefSeq and is a predicted model, not a curated record. Gene Ontology annotation, cellular component: nucleus. NCBI's taxonomy places the organism in Eukaryota, Metazoa, Chordata, Mammalia, Rodentia, Cricetidae. Bases 119 to 592 code for a protein of 157 amino acids.
UUGGGCUGGGCUUUGAACUUGGUUCCCGGCUUCGUUCUUAGCUCUGCCUUGCAGCAAGGACAAGGAUCCUCCACCCCGAGGUACCGGACCCUGCGCGCUUUUCGCUUUUCCCCGGAGCAUGAGACUGCCUAGAAGAGUAGGGGACGCGGCUGAGCUGCGCAAGAGCCUGAAACCGCUGCUGGAGAAGCGCCGGCGCGCACGGAUCAACGAGAGCCUGAGCCAGCUAAAGGGGCUGGUAUUGCUUUUGCUGGGCGCGGAGACUUCCCGCUACUCGAAGCUGGAAAAAGCGGACAUCCUGGAAAUGACCGUGCGCUUCCUGCAGGAGCAGCCUGCGUCCCCCUACCCCACUGCAGCGCCGGGGUCCUUGGAUAGCUACCACGAGGGUUACCAAGCCUGUCUGGAGCACCUGGCCCGCCUGCUGCCGGCCUGCAGCGUCUUGGAGCCGGCCGUGAGCGCGCGCCUGCUGGAACACCUGAGGCAGAGGACUGUCAGUGGUGGCUCGCUUUCACAGACGCCCACGCCCGCCCCUGCUCCAGCUCCCUCUCCGCAGGUGCCUCCUCCGGGCAGCCCUGGCCUCUGGCGGCCCUGGUAGGUAGGCUCCUGGAUGUUCCAGGACGGGGACCUGUAUGGGCUAGCUGACCAAGGAAGUUCCAGAUGGUGGCUACAUCUCCCUCACUUGAGAACAGUGAGUGCCCACAACCCUAGCAAGAAUCUGAUGCUCAUGACCUAUCCGGAUGAAGACUUCAAGGGCUCAGCUGGAGGGAAAAGAGAAUGUCUGGGCAGGAGAAUAAAGCAAUGUCUGCCGGGUGAGGAAGAAACCCAGACUUGGACGGGUAGAAAUGGUUCUGGCACUGGGCCAGCCAAAGCUGCCUCAGCAGGGACAGACCUGCCCCAGUGUGGGCAGCAGACCAACCUCUGGUCUUGGAGCUCACUUGGGCCACCUGCUCUGAUGGGUGACGGCAUUCCCGGCCACGCCUGGAUAUCAGCUGGGCUUGUGAACCUCUCUAUAACCAGAGCAAUGACGUGGGAGGCCUUUGACCUUUGCCCACUCCGGAAGCUCUUCAGAACACUGAGCAGGGCUUGGCGAAACACCUCCUCCACUCCUAGGCUUCCCCUCCUAGUGACCUCUACUGCAGGUAGUGAUGGGGAGGACUUCCUAAUUUGCUCCUCCACGAAUUCUCUUUCCCAUACACCAGGCCCAGUGGUCUUCACAGGUGACAAAGGAUGAGACAAGUCUGAGGCUUCCCCGUGGCCUUAAGGAACUUGGUGGCUUCGGAGGAAUGGAACCCAGCACAGGUUGCAGAACUCAAACUUUGGGAUGGCAGGGACCCAGGAGGUAGCGGCAGGUGAAGGAACAUGAACCACCAUGCCUGCUUUCUUCAUUAAACCACUCCCUGAACCCAAGCAGUUGGGCUACUAUAUAUAAGCAACUUGUUCAGAAGUUAUUUCUCCCAAAAUGGAAACUCAGAAGCCUCUGAAGACCCAGAGAAGGGGCCUUCGGAUCCCAGGAGUGAGUGCUCGGAGAAAGCAGGAGAAUUCAUGAACCAUGGUCACUCCAGGUCAUGAGCGUUGCAGCAAGGUUGCUUUUCCCUCUGCCUGUGCUGGGGACCAGGACACUAAAGCCAAGGAGACAAACGGACCAGGGAAGGGGCAGUCACCGCUCCUCUCUGCCAUGUACAUGAUGACCCUGGGCACUGAUUUGGGUGGCAGGAAGGAGGUGGGGAAGUUGGAGGCAUUCUUAAAAAAGAAAGAAAGAAAAAUCCACAUGAAGACGGCAGGGGCUCCCAGAGAAGCUGUGCUGGGCCCUGUGGCCUAGACUGUGAUUCUGGGAGGCAGGGCAGGCAGAGCGCACCUGUGCAUCUCUGGGGCACGACACACAAUGUUGCUCAACAAACACAAUGGGUUAGAGGGUUCGAUGUGACUGGCUUACAUGGUGAUGAACCUUGGACAACCUGACUUUUGCUUUAACCGCCACUCCAAGUUCCUUGCUCAGGGGUCCUCAACCCUCCUCAUGCUGCGACCCCUUAAUACAGUUCUUUAUUUUAUGGUGACCCCCCCCAACCACAAAAAUAUUCUCGUUGCUACUUCAUAACUGUAACUUUGCUACUGCUUAUGAACUAUAAUGUGAAUAUCUGUGUUUUCUGACAGUCUUAGGCGACCCCUACGAAAGGGUCAUUAGAACCCCAAAGGGACUGAGACCCACAGGUUGAGAACUGUUGUCCUAACAUCCCCUGUUGACUGAGGCUGCUUGUUCACUUCCCGGCCACCCAGACCCGAAAUAAUCAUAUGAAAACUACAUGAAUUACAAUCCUGUUUGGCUAAUGACUCUAGCAUGUUUCGAGCUGGCUCUUACAUCUUGAAUUAACCCAUUUCUACUAAUCUAUGUAUCACCACUAGGCUGUGACUUACUGGUGCCGGCAUGUUACAACUGUGGCAGCUGCACGGCGUCUCUUUGACUCCGUUUACUCUCUCUCUACAUCUCUGUUCAGAUUUUCCACCUGGCUUUACUCUGUUAAAGGAUUGGCCGAAAGCAGCUUCUUGAUUAACCAAUGGCAAUGAAGCAUAUUCACAGUAUACAGAGGGGCAUCCCACAUCAGUUGGUCACCGAGCUAGCUGUCCCACCAAGGCACAAGUGCAGCCUAUUUCCUGGGUCUUGGUGGAACAGGAGAAGCAGAGGACCCUGCCUGUGGCCCAGCUGUGGCCCGGCUGUGGCCGGAGCUCAUCCAAUAGACUCUGGGCUUCUCCUUGAAUCUAACGGGACAACCUUCUGUCGCCAUACAUAAGAACUCUCCACACUGGUGUAUGCUCCAUCUCUCCCCGUGGAGUGAGACUCUGUCUCGAAAAUCUAAAUCCCUAAAAACCUCAAAACGAGCCGCCAAGGUGGUACAUGCCUAUAGUCCAAUGUUGGGAGGGGAUACAAGUAUUGAGUUCAGGGUUAGCCAGGACUACCAUUGCAUGGCCCACCUCAAAAACAAAGCAAAAGGCUUUCGGCACUGAUAUUUUAGUUUACUGAGAUUCAC